AGUUGUGAGCAGUUGAGCAUAGUGGGAUGUUGUAGAUAUAGAAAUAAUAAUUAAUGAAAUAAAAUAUUUAUAGAAGUUUAAUCCCAAAAAAUAUGUCGGAAGAAAAGCGACCUGCUAGUCCAGAAGCGGGCAAAGAAGAAGAGGAAGGUGAUAACUGGAUAGGACCUAUGCCUUCCGAAGCAUCCCAACCAAAGCCUAAAAAGAGAAAAGUGUUGGAGUUUGAAUCUCUGUAUCUCGAAAAUCUGCCCUCUUCUGAGACAUAUGAGCGCAGUUACAUGCACAGAGAUGUUAUCACACACAUUAUAGUCACAAAAACGGAUUUUGUUAUCACAGCCAGUCAGGAUGGACAUCUGAAGUUUUGGAAGAAACAGGAGGAAGGUAUAGAAUUUGUAAAGCAUUUCCGAUGUCAUUUGGCAUCAAUCAGUCACAUGUCGGCUAACAGCACAGGAUCCUUGCUAUGUACUGUAUCCCCUGAGAAGACUGUCAAAGUGUUUGAUGUUAUUAACUUUGACAUGAUAAACAUGAUUUCAAUAGAGUUUGAACCAUAUUGCACAGAGUGGGUGCACUCAGCUGGUGAUCCCAUAUCAGCUUUGGCAAUAUCAGAAAAAAACAGCAAUAAGAUACACAUAUUUGACGGCACGCAGACGACAAGCACUCCCUUGCACACAUUUUCAUUGCACCAAAAAGAAGUGGCCACUAUCAAAUACAAUCCAGUGUUUGAGACUGCUGUGUCUGUUGAUAAGGCAGGUAUCGUAGAGUACUGGACAGGACCAAAGCACGAGUACCAGUUUCCCAAAAACGUUCGCUUCACAUCAAAGCUUGAUACAGACUUAUUUGACUUCCUCAAGAACAAGACAUACCCCACUGCGCUCGCUUUCUCGCCUGAUGGAAAGAAAAUGGCUUCCAUUAGUUUGGACAGAAAGGUACGAAUUUUCCAUUUCCUAACCGGGAAGCUUCACAAAGUCCUGGAUGAGAGCUUGCAGCGCUACCAAGAAUUACAGCAUCAGACACAACAGUUGCCCAACAUGGAGUUUGGAAGACGCAUGGCAACAGAGCGUGAAUUAGAGAAAUCAGACGCGGCCCAACUCGCGAACAUAGUGUUUGACACUAGCGGGCAUUUCGUUGCAUACGCGACAAUGCUUGGUGUCAAAUUAGUGAAUUUAACAACUAAUAGAUGUGCAGCAACACUCGGAAAGCCGGAGAAUUUGCGCGCGCUGCAUUUGGCGCUCUUUCAGGGUCGUACGAACCAAUCAAAAGUAGCGGCUACAUUAGAAAUGGAAGGGUCCGAGAAUCCAACGCUAUUGACCAUCAAGAUGGACCCCACGCUAUUCUGCACGGCGUACAAGAAGAACAGGUUCUACAUGUUCUCCAGAAGGAGUCCUGAUGACGUGAAGAGCCCUGAUGCUGACCGGGAUAUAUUCAAUGAGAAACCCUCGAAGGAGGAUAUCAUAUCGGCUACGGAAGGACAAGGUGUCCAACGACUCUACGAACAGGCGAUCAUACACACGUCUCUCGGUGAUAUUCACAUACGUCUAUUCGGCAAAGACGCGCCUCGAACUGUGGAGAAUUUCUGUGGACAUGCGAGAAAUGGAUAUUUUAAUGGGCACAUCUUCCAUAGGGUUAUAAAGGGCUUUAUGGUGCAAACUGGCGAUCCUACAGGCACGGGCAGCGGUGGUGAGAGCAUAUGGGGCGGCGAGUUCGCGGACGAGUUCCGUCCGCAGCUGAAGCACGACCGGCCCUACACCGUGAGCAUGGCCAACGCGGGGCCCGACACCAACGGCAGCCAGUUCUUCAUCACGCUCGCGCCCACCCCCUGGUUGGACAACAAGCACACAAUAUUUGGUCGUGUUAUCCGCGGCAUGGAGGUGGUCCAAAACAUCGGAAGUGUAAAAACGAAUCCCAAAACUGAUAAACCAUAUGACGACGUGAGAGUUAUAUCUGUUACUGUGAAAUAAAAAUAAAAAUUAGUAUGGAUGUGAUUUGCAAAUCAAUAAAAUCAUAUUCAAAAAUAAUAUGGUUGUAAUUCUGGACUACUCUAUUGUAAUAAUGCUGUAAAGUCAUGAAACAAAUGACUUAAUUGACACAUUAUAACGCAAUUUUACAAUUUUAAUAGAAUAAAAUUACAAGACAGGAAUAAUAAUUGUGAACCUCAAGAAUAAGAGAUAAAAGACGUAAGAUUGUUUUCGAUUGAGAAGUUGUAGAUAAUUAACUGUGAAUAAGUUAUUUUAAUAUUGUAUGUAUAAGAAUAAAAUAUUUUGUACA
This is a messenger RNA of Colias croceus (clouded yellow), 2262 nucleotides long. Its product is annotated as peptidylprolyl isomerase domain and WD repeat-containing protein 1. Gene Ontology annotation, biological process: protein peptidyl-prolyl isomerization. Bases 93 to 1955 code for a protein of 620 amino acids. Gene Ontology annotation, molecular function: peptidyl-prolyl cis-trans isomerase activity; protein binding. The record is from RefSeq and is a predicted model, not a curated record. The transcript is spliced from 12 exons. NCBI's taxonomy places the organism in Eukaryota, Metazoa, Arthropoda, Insecta, Lepidoptera, Pieridae.